This is a messenger RNA of Colletes gigas, 1245 nucleotides long. RefSeq lists its product as uncharacterized. NCBI's taxonomy places the organism in Eukaryota, Metazoa, Arthropoda, Insecta, Hymenoptera, Colletidae. The record is from RefSeq and is a predicted model, not a curated record. The transcript is spliced from 6 exons. The coding region runs from base 1 to 1245 and encodes 414 amino acids.
AUGAUAAAGGACAAGAGUACUGGGAAACAGACAUUUCAUGUGAUCAAGAAGAAUCAAACAAUGGAAACACACAAUCAGUACAACAACAACACGUCACACAAGUUGGAAAAUCCCACACCUCACAACACCAGCAGCAAUCGGCAAUAUCAAGCAGUCAGUCCUCACAACAUCAAUCCACAGCAACCAGCAGCCAAUCGUCACAAGCAACAGCAACAACAACAGGCACAAGCUCAGGCUAGCGAACAGAGCUCAGUAUCGGCACACAAACAGCACCAGUCAUCAGUAGGAGUCAGCAAAUCUGCUCAACAGCAGCAACAACAACAGGCACAGGCUCAGGCAAGCGAACGGAGCUCAGCAUCCGCCCACAAACAACACGAAUCGUCUGUAGCCAUCAGCAAAUCUGCCCAUGGAAGCGCACAGGAACAGCAGCAACAACAGCAGCAACAGCAGCAGCAACAACAACAGGCACAGGCUCAGCAACAACAACAACAACAGGCACAGGCUCAGGCUAGCGAACAAGGCUCAGUAUCGGCACACAAACAGCACGAAUCGUCCGUAGCAAUCAGCAAAUCUGCCCAUGGAAGCGCACAGGAACAGCAGCAACAACAGCAGCAACAGCAGCAGCAACAACAACAAGCACAGGCUCAGGCAAGCGAAAAGAGCUCAGCAUCCGUCAGCAAACAACACGAAUCGUCGGUAGCCAUCAGCAAAUCUGCCCAAGGUAGUGCACAGAGUUCUCAAUCCCAGCAGCAACAACAACAAGCACAGGCUCAGGCAAGCGAAAAGAGCUCAGCAUCCGUCAGCAAACAACACGAAUCGUCUGUAGCCAACAGCAAAUCUGCCCAUGGAAGCGCACAGGAACAGCAGCAACAGCAGCAGCAACAACAACAGGCACAGGCUCAGCAGCAGCAGCAACAACAACAAGCACAGGCUCAGGCAAGCGAACAGAGCUCAGCAUCGGUCAGCAAACAACACGAAUCGUCUGUAGCCAUCAGCAAAUCUGCCCAAGCUAGUGCACAGAGUUCUCAGUCCGCACAGGAACAGCAGCAGCAGCAACAACAGUUGGCCGUGGAAAGCAGUGAAUCCGCGCAUAUGGGACACUCUGGAAAGGAACAUCUGCUUUCGCAUGUUGAUGGCAUUAAAGCCGUGCAUGGAGGAAAGCAAGACGUAUUAGAAAAGAGCCAUCAUGUCGAUAACUUGAAAUCUGAUAAUAGUCAUCAGGGCUCUGAGGAAUGUAGCGAAUAA